GCACGGCCUGGUACGAAGUAGCUUGAAAUUACUAACAACACACGAUAGAAAUUGUUUCUUCAACUUGAGAAUCUGAAUACGUGAUGGGCGUUAAAGCGAGCAAAUUGACCAAGCUGAUUGGGAUCGGACUGGUCGGGAAACGGCUUAAACCCGGAGGAGCUGCCGUUAUGACACCGAGAGGCUAUGUUCCUGUUGAUGUUGGAGUAAACCUUAAUGAAUCGAAGCGAUUUAUGGUACACACAACGGCUCUCUACGAUGCUGAAUUUUUAGAGAUGUUGUCACGAUCGGCCGAGGAAUAUGGAUUUCGCAACCAAGGUAUUCUGAGAAUUCCUUACGAGACUAAAACUUUCGAGGAACGUAUGUUUAAUGUUGGUAUUUGUGCUGGUGGGAGUAAUCGAAUUAGUCCGAAAAUCAGGGGACCAGAAUAACGGUCAUUGUACGGUGAGAUAUUAAAGUACAUUAUCUUAGUAUUUUUAGAGUUAGCUAAUGAUUCAAUCCUCUUUAUUCAGCUAGAUCUGCCUUCGACAAGAACUUUGUAAAUUAUAAUUUCGUUCUUUCAAGGGUGUACGUAUUUCCUGCUGAUUUACAUGUUGGUGUAAUAUUUGAAAAUUUUAGAUGUGUUUGUUAUGGAUCAUUUUUCAAAAUUUGAUCAGAUAGUGUUCUAAACUCUAUCGCUUGAGUUAAAGACUUUUUUUGUUUU
This is a messenger RNA of Solanum dulcamara, 700 nucleotides long. RefSeq names its product auxin-responsive protein SAUR71-like. The coding region runs from base 84 to 428 and encodes 114 amino acids. The record is from RefSeq and is a predicted model, not a curated record. Gene Ontology annotation, biological process: response to auxin. Lineage: Eukaryota; Viridiplantae; Streptophyta; Magnoliopsida; Solanales; Solanaceae. The transcript has a single exon.